This is a messenger RNA of Fusarium redolens, 735 nucleotides long. RefSeq lists its product as uncharacterized. The transcript has a single exon. The coding region runs from base 1 to 735 and encodes 244 amino acids. The record is from RefSeq and is a predicted model, not a curated record. NCBI's taxonomy places the organism in Eukaryota, Fungi, Ascomycota, Sordariomycetes, Hypocreales, Nectriaceae.
AUGCCUCUUCCCAACGAACCCGUCAAAGUCACCGGUGGCUGCUCUUGCGGCGCCGUCCGCUAUCGCAUGGACGUUCCUGCAUUGGAAAACCGUCCCUUAAACCCCCUCAGCCCUCCGGCAUUUGGGAUCAAACUUCCAGGCGCCAUAACAUGCCACUGCAACGAUUGCCGCAGAUCGACCAGUUCAUUCCUUGCAGUCGGCAUUCUUGACAUCCCAGCUCCUAUGCUCACCGUCUCCGCCAUGUCACCCUCAUCCGAAUCAGAUAUUGUAUCUGGUCGAAUCCUGGAUGUCCUUGCAGAUGGCUAUGACGCUGAGAAGACUGAUACAGACCGUCCUCCUUACGUCCCAGCUAUGGAUGUUCUCCGCGCAACAGGCGACACCAAAACAUGGUUACGCUUCUUCCACUCCACUAAAUGCAGUUCCGAUGUAUCCCGCAGCUUCUGUGGGCGUUGCGGGACGCAGUUAUGCUACCACUUCAAACUGGAGCCGGAAUAUUGCGCUGAUGGAAAAUUACCGGAUGGAUGGCGGGACUCUUUUCACCUGUAUCUCGGAACUCUGGAUCGCGAGUUUCUCGAGAAGGAUUGGUUCAACCCUUAUAGUGAAGGAAAUUUUAAGUAUGGAACAUAUUUCAGUAGAUGUGUUUCUGCGACGGCCAAGGGAUUGAAGGACCUGCCCAAGAUGCAGGAGUUUGAUGGUCAGGUUACUGAGGAGGAGUUGGCAGCUUUGAGAUCUUAG